Molecule: messenger RNA, 2003 nt
Organism: Glycine soja
Lineage: Eukaryota; Viridiplantae; Streptophyta; Magnoliopsida; Fabales; Fabaceae
Product: adenosylhomocysteinase
Exons: 2
Coding region: 195-1652 (485 amino acids)
Biological process (GO): L-methionine cycle
Cellular component (GO): cytosol
Molecular function (GO): adenosylhomocysteinase activity
Source: RefSeq, a predicted model, not a curated record
AUGAAAUGCGUGUGAAAAUUGGAAGGAGGUAAGGUAAAAGGCAAGCCUUGGUCGAAAAGGGUACCCUAACCCAGAUCUAGUUGAGUUCACCAACUCCCGCUCCCGUUUCCUUAUUUAUAGACAGAGUCUGAUUGUUUCCUCACCACUCCCUCCACUCUCUUUCUCUAGUCCUGUUAUUUCUCAGCGCGUAAAGCAUGGCUUUGUUGGUGGAGAAAACCACGAGUGGUCGCGAGUACAAGGUCAAGGACCUUUCCCAGGCCGACUUCGGCCGCCUCGAGAUCGAGCUGGCCGAGGUCGAGAUGCCCGGCCUCAUGGCCUGUCGGACCGAGUUCGGCCCCUCCCAGCCCUUCAAGGGGGCCCGCAUCACCGGCUCCCUCCACAUGACCAUCCAGACCGCCGUUCUCAUUGAGACCCUCACCGCCCUUGGCGCCGAGGUCCGCUGGUGCUCCUGCAACAUCUUCUCCACCCAGGACCACGCCGCCGCCGCUAUUGCCCGCGACAGUGCCGCCGUCUUCGCCUGGAAGGGUGAGACCCUCCAGGAGUACUGGUGGUGCACCGAGCGCGCCCUCGACUGGGGCCCCGGCGGUGGACCCGACCUCAUCGUCGACGACGGUGGUGACGCUACCCUUCUCAUCCACGAAGGCGUCAAGGCCGAGGAGCUCUAUGAGAAAACCGGCGAACUCCCCGACCCCAACUCCACCGACAACGCCGAGUUUCAGAUCGUGCUUACCAUCAUCAGAGAUGGGUUGAAGACCGAUCCCACCAGGUACCGCAAGAUGAAGGAGCGUCUCGUUGGGGUUUCUGAGGAAACCACCACUGGAGUUAAGAGGCUCUAUCAGAUGCAGGCGAAUGGGACUCUUCUCUUCCCUGCUAUUAAUGUCAAUGACUCUGUCACCAAGAGCAAGUUUGACAACUUGUAUGGGUGCCGUCACUCUCUCCCUGAUGGUCUCAUGAGGGCUACCGAUGUUAUGAUUGCUGGAAAGGUGGCUGUUGUGGCUGGAUAUGGUGAUGUUGGCAAGGGUUGUGCUGCUGCAAUGAAGCAGGCUGGUGCUCGUGUCAUCGUGACCGAGAUUGAUCCCAUCUGUGCCCUUCAGGCUCUCAUGGAAGGCCUUCAGGUUCUGACCUUGGAGGAUGUUGUUUCUGAGGCUGAUAUCUUUGUCACCACCACCGGUAACAAGGACAUCAUCAUGGUUGACCACAUGAGGAAAAUGAAGAACAAUGCCAUUGUUUGCAACAUUGGUCACUUUGACAAUGAGAUCGACAUGCUUGGGCUGGAGAACUACCCCGGCGUGAAGCGCAUCACCAUCAAGCCCCAAACUGACAGAUGGGUCUUCCCUGAGACCAACACCGGUAUCAUUGUCUUGGCUGAGGGUCGAUUGAUGAACUUGGGAUGCGCCACUGGACACCCCAGUUUUGUGAUGUCCUGCUCCUUCACCAACCAGGUCAUUGCUCAGCUUGAGUUGUGGAAGGAGAAGAGUACCGGCAAGUACGAGAAGAAGGUUUACGUUUUGCCCAAGCACCUUGAUGAGAAGGUGGCUGCACUUCACCUGGGCAAACUUGGAGCUAAGCUGACCCAGCUUAGCAAGUCCCAGGCUGAUUACAUCAGUGUGCCUGUUGAGGGUCCAUACAAGCCUGCUCACUACAGGUACUAAGUGAUUGAGAUGAUCAACUGAAAAGUGAGUGAGGGAAAGACAAAGAUCGGUUUUAUCAAUCGGAUUUGAUUGUUUAAUUUUCCUUUUUUUGAUUUUUGGUGUUAGACUUUUCAGAUUUGUGGUAGAAGAAUUGUAGCCAUUUUUAUUUCUGUAGAACUUUUGUUCGAGUGGGUGGGACCAGUAAGGAGGAAGGCGGCAUCCUGUUGGUUUCUGUGAUAUGAAACCAAUUUGGGUUGAAUAAGGCUUGUUUUGUUUGGGGGAUGUGUGCAUUUUGCUUUAUUAAAUACUAAAAUUUGUGUUUCUUUCUGCCUUUUCAAUACAUCAAAGAAAAUAAAAAAAUUCCUACCCAUC